AUAGGAUUGGGUCUUGGCUGAACCUUAACCCCAUUGGUCCCCCACUCAACUUCUGCUCAUCACCAUCCAAUGGCAUCCAACUGUUUGCCGCUGACACCUUCACCAAUGGCUCUUUCCGGUGGCACCGCCACCUCCUCCGCCACUCCUCGUCUCCUUUCACUUUCUCCUACUACCACAACUAGACCUUCUUCUCUCUCAGUCCACUCUCUCUCUUCCUCUUCUUCUUUUGCCGCUUCUCUCAAAUGUCUCAGAUUAUCUCAUCAGAAACGAUCGAAGCUUCAUGCGUCCAGUGGUAAUUUUGGCACAGUGGUCACCACAAAAUGCUUUACAUCUGACCCCGACCAGCUCAAGAGUGCUAGAGAAGACAUUAAAGACGUCCUGAAAACUACCUUCUGUCAUCCUAUUUUGGUACGCCUAGGAUGGCAUGAUGCUGGUACAUACAAUAAGAAUAUUGAAGAGUGGCCUCAAAGAGGUGGAGCUAAUGGCAGUUUAAGGUUUGAAGUUGAACAGAAACAUGCAGCCAAUGCUGGGCUUGUAAAUGCACUUAAGCUUCUCCAGCCUAUCAAAGACAAAUAUGCAGGCAUUACUUAUGCGGACUUGUUCCAAUUGGCUAGUGCUACAGCUGUGGAGGACGCUGGAGGUCCCAAGAUCCCUAUGAAGUAUGGACGAGUUGAUGUCUCUGGACCUGAACAAUGUCCAGAAGAAGGGAGACUUCCAGAUGCUGGUCCUCCUUCACCGGCUGCGCAUUUGCGUGAAGUCUUCUACAGGAUGGGAUUGACUGAUAAGGAUAUUGUUGCAUUAUCUGGUGCCCACACUUUGGGGAGGUCCAGACCAGAACGCAGUGGCUGGGGCAAGCCAGAGACCAAAUAUACGAAAGAAGGGCCUGGAGCUCCAGGGGGACAGUCUUGGACAAUAAAGUGGCUACAGUUUGAUAAUUCCUACUUCAAGGAUAUCAAAGAACGGAGAGAUGCGGAUCUACUGGUAUUGCCUACAGAUGCUGCCCUUUUUGAGGAUCCAUCGUUUAAGGUAUUUGCUGAUAAGUAUGCGGAAGACGAAAAAGCAUUUUUCGAUGACUAUGCUGAAGCACACGCCAAACUCAGCAAUCUUGGAGCUAAGUUUGAUCCCAUCCAGGGAAUUUCAAUUGAUGAUGAACCUGCAGCAGCAGCAGUCCCUGAGAAGUUUGUAGCGGCCAAGUAUUCAUCGGGAAAGGAAUAAAAACCCAAGAAACUAUCUUGUUUUCUUAAGCCAUAUCUUUAAAAUAAUGCAAGAAUGAAGCUAUGAUCAAAUAAAAGUUGGGAGUCUUAUUAACGGAGAUGGUAAGUUCGAUGAGCAUUUGCUUAUUUGAAUUUGCAGAGGGAGCUUUCAGCUGCUAUGAAACAGAAGAUUCGUUCAGAGUACGAAGCUGUUGGUGGAAGCCCCAAUAAGCCUCUGCAAUCUAACUAUUUUCUGAACAUUAUGAUUGUGAUAGCUGUUUUGGCACUUUUGACAUCCCUACUUGGUAACUGAUUCCAUUAUUGGCAUGUUUCUACAAUUCUCGUCGUUUUUGGUUUCGUUCAACAGUAUGGAGAGAUGCAUUAGUUGGUGUCGUUAACGCCGAUGUUUAGACAAGGCAUUCAACUGCUAGAAUUGCAUUGAGCAAUCUUUUUGUUAUAUACUUAUAUAUAUGAAAAAUGGGAUUUCUUCACCAGUAGAACACCGUAUGUCCCAUGAUACAUAAUGCAUAAUGUUUUGAUAAACAUUGGCGUUCGGUACAGUUUGCAUAUAUCUCGACUAAUCCUGUGGGACCCUGAGAUUAAUAAGGCAAACCUUUUACUGGCUGAGGGGAUUUAAACUGAUGAGCUAUUUGGAGCAAGGUACUGAAUAGGUACAUGUGUGUAAUGUGCAUUUGUGCUUAUGAUGGUUUACUCUUUUGUUGUGCCAUAAUGAAAUUUGAUAACA
Messenger RNA from Cynara cardunculus var. scolymus (artichoke), 1938 nucleotides. RefSeq names its product probable L-ascorbate peroxidase 6, chloroplastic/mitochondrial. Lineage: Eukaryota; Viridiplantae; Streptophyta; Magnoliopsida; Asterales; Asteraceae. Gene Ontology annotation, biological process: cellular response to oxidative stress; hydrogen peroxide catabolic process; response to reactive oxygen species. Gene Ontology annotation, molecular function: heme binding; peroxidase activity. The coding region runs from base 70 to 1215 and encodes 381 amino acids. The record is from RefSeq and is a predicted model, not a curated record. The transcript has 12 exons.